ACUAAAACGAGAACAUGCCUCCAAAAGCUUCAGGAAAAGCUGCCAAAAAAGCCGGCAAGGCUAAAGCCGUCAGAGCUGGCGACAAGAAAAGAAGACGUAAACGAAAGGAGAGCUACAGCAUCUACAUCUACAAGGUGUUGAAGCAAGUUCACCCAGACACUGGUAUCUCCAGCAGAGCCAUGGGAAUCAUGAACAGCUUCGUCAACGAUAUCUUCGAACGUAUUGCCGGUGAAGCAUCUCGUCUUGCUCACUACAACAAGAAAUCCACCAUCACCAGCAGGGAAGUCCAAACCGCCGUUCGUCUUUUGCUGCCCGGUGAAUUGGCCAAGCAUGCUGUCUCUGAAGGCACCAAGGCUGUCACCAAGUACACCAGCUCCAAGUAAACAAGUCAUCUUAGCGAAAUUUCAAACCAAACGGCUCUUUUCAGAGCCACAAA
Anneissia japonica is the source of this 436-nucleotide messenger RNA. RefSeq names its product histone H2B, gonadal-like. Bases 15 to 383 code for a protein of 122 amino acids. The record is from RefSeq and is a predicted model, not a curated record. Gene Ontology annotation, cellular component: nucleosome. Gene Ontology annotation, molecular function: protein heterodimerization activity; DNA binding; structural constituent of chromatin. Lineage: Eukaryota; Metazoa; Echinodermata; Crinoidea; Comatulida; Comatulidae. The transcript has a single exon.